AUGGGGAGGCAAAUGGUGAAGCAUGAAUUGAUUCCCAAUGAAGCUGCAAGGAAAGUGACAUUCAAAAAAAGGAAGGCUGGUCUGCUAAAGAAGCUGGAUGAACUGACUACUCUUUGUGGAGUUAUUGCUUGUGCAAUCAUUUUCAGUGAUUAUAGAACCAGUCCAGAAGUUUGGCCUUCUCAUUCACAAGCAGUUUCUGUACUGGAAAAAUUCAAGAAUUUACCUCCGAAAAAACAAAGCAAGUACAUGCUGGACCAGGAAUCUUUUCUCACCAGGAACAUUUCCAAGCUGACUGAGAAACUGGAGAAGCUAAAGAAGAAAAACGAAAGAAUGGAAUUGGAACUUAUUUAUGCUGAAUCCAUUGCUCGCAGUAAAGUGGAUUCUUCGAAGAAUUCGAAAGAUAAGAAUGAUUCAAGUAAUUUGUUGGAGGAAUAUCUUGAGUCCAUCAUCACCAAGAAGAAUAAGAGUGAAGAUCAGUAA
Molecule: messenger RNA, 480 nt
Organism: Manihot esculenta (cassava)
Lineage: Eukaryota; Viridiplantae; Streptophyta; Magnoliopsida; Malpighiales; Euphorbiaceae
Product: agamous-like MADS-box protein AGL80
Exons: 1
Coding region: 1-480 (159 amino acids)
Biological process (GO): positive regulation of transcription by RNA polymerase II
Molecular function (GO): DNA-binding transcription factor activity, RNA polymerase II-specific; protein dimerization activity; RNA polymerase II cis-regulatory region sequence-specific DNA binding
Source: RefSeq, a predicted model, not a curated record